Molecule: messenger RNA, 1536 nt
Organism: Cheilinus undulatus (humphead wrasse)
Lineage: Eukaryota; Metazoa; Chordata; Actinopteri; Labriformes; Labridae
Product: cell wall protein DAN4-like
Exons: 12
Coding region: 130-1536 (468 amino acids)
Source: RefSeq, a predicted model, not a curated record
UUUUAAUUUAAAUCUUUUGCAGAUGGGAAUUGGCUAGCUUUGUCUACUUAUACCACCAACACCAUUGUGACCUCAGAAAAGAUAACCAGUAAUGACAUUGGUUCAGCUACUGGCCUUGCCAGUACAGAGAUGGCAUCAUCUGACCAGCCAUCGACCACAGAGGCUCACCAAAAAAGACCUGUUACCAUGAGUCCAAAUAUGACCACCACAGAAGCUACAUCAACCACUGGUUUUGUCAGAGAAGAGACUACCCAAUACAGACAGCCUUCAACCACACAUGUGGAUCAAACAAGAACCAUAACCAGUGGAACUCCAAACCCCCCAUUUUUACCCACAAGCACAACCACUGGGACCCAAAAUAGAAGAAUCACAACUGAGACUUUGUCCACUACUGGUGUGGUUACUACAGAGAUUCCAUCUCUGAUGCAUUCUUCAACCACAAAUAGGGACCUGACUAUAACUACUACAGAGUUAGCAAGCCAGCCAUUUUUAUCCACUUAUACUGUCAGCACCAUUGCAACACCAAAUGAGAGAACCACCAAAGACUUUGAAGCAACUACAGGCCAUGUCAGUACAGAAAUAAAAUCAUCUGAACAACCAUCCACCACAGGGGUUCACUUCAGAAGACCUACUACCAAUGAAACUCCAGACAAGCCAGUGACCACCAUCUCAACAGUAACACCAGAUCCAACAACCACUAUGGCAACUAAAUCAACCACUGGUUAUAUCAGCGAAGAGACUACCCAGUUCACGCAGACAUCAAUCACACAUGUGGACAAAGCAAGAGCCAUGACCAGUGGAACUCAAAAUCAACCAUUUUCAUCCACCCCUACAACCACAGGGGCUCAAAACAGAAGGACUACAACUGAGACUAGUACAUCAACAUCUGGUUUUGCCACUACAGAGAUCCCCUCAUCUAACAAGCCUUUCACCAUGAAGUUGGACCAAGCCACAACUGCAACGACCCCUGAUAUAAGAGCCACCUCUGGAACUGCAUCAACCACUGGUGUCCAGGGUAAAGAGAUCACACCUCUAAGGGAGCCUUCAACCACAGAAGUGAUCCAAACAAAAAGUCUUUCUGACCAAACGACUCAGGAAUCAACUCAUUCCACCACCAUGAUGACUCAAAGUAAGGGAACCACCACUGACGUUAACAAAUCAACCACUGGUCAUCCCAGCACAGUGGCAAUCUCAUCUGAGCAGCCUUCAACCCUUGGGAUGAGACAAACAAUUCAUAUGUCCUCAACCACUGAGAUCCCAAAUAAAAUAACUGCUAAUGAGAGACUCUCAACUAUGAUAGGAAUCACCUCUGACAGCUCACUUACUGACACACCUGAGCAGCAUUCAACCUCACCUGUGGACCAAACAAGACCCAGUACUGAUCAUGUAUUUAUCCUGGGAGUUAAACUUUCCUCAAAGAGUCAACUCAGCGACGAUAACAUCAAAGAGCUGGUGUCAACCCAGAUUCGGGAUCUUCUGAUAGAAAAGGGGAUUCCUUCAACCAUCAAGGUCGGCGUUAUUCGACGGGUAAAAUAA